UAUGAGGAAAUAUUUGAGAGUAUGUUUUUAUUUUGACCAACAAAUGAACAAAACUUUCAGGGAACAAAUGCUUCCUACAUUCUGAAACAGUUGCUUUAAUCAGUUAUAAAGUCUAGUUAAACAAGCAUGGUAUGGGUUUGUUGUCCCCUACGAUGAAAUUGGGGAGGGGACUACAGAUCAGUCUGUCCGUUCGUAAGUUUGUUGGUAAAUUAGUAACACAUGAUAUCUCAGACAGCACUGGUAAGAUUUUGACAAAGCUUGGGUUAAUGAUUAGUCUUACCAUACAAAUUUGGCAUUUACAAAAUGACACUAAUUGGCCCAAGACAGAAGAUAUGGUAAUUAACUGCAAUUUGUUGGUCACCCGCGAUAUGUCAAUUGGCACAAGAGGGGGUAGUGCAUCAUUCUUGGGGGACGACAUGUUUACUGUUGCCUUGUUUUUACAUGGUUGACUUUAGCCUCCUAUUGUUCUGUUUUGAAUUCAAAAGUAUGAUGUUAGUAUGAUGUUAAAUGUGAGGUGAGUAGACUGUUGAGUGUAGUGCUUUACAUCAAGCUGUCUCUUCAUCUUGAAUACAAUGAUUAACACAUCUAGCAUCGAGUAUAGAAAUGUCAUGUUCCAAAUUAUUGAACUGCAGGGAAAGGUGAAAUGAGAGAGGAAGUACUUCAUGUGAGCAAUUUUGCUCCGUUAAAGCUGCAGUAGGUAAGUCUGUAGAAAUCAGACUUUGCUGGCAAUAGUCCAUCAAGGUAGCUGGAAGGUUGUCGAUUUUCAAAGUUGGUGACUGGUGCUAUCUCGACAAAAAACUGGCUUUGUUCAGUCACUUUACCAACUGAUCCUGAUCAGCUGAUCCUGUGUAAUAUGUGUUCAGGUGAGUGACUAAACACAGGCUUCUCUAGCUAGCUCUGCUGAUCCUGUGUAAUAUGUGUUCAGGUGAGUGACUAAACACAGGUUUCUCUAGCUAGCUCUGCUGAUCCUGUGUAAUAUGUGUUCAGGUGAGUGACUAAACACAGGUUUCUCUAGCUGGCUCUGCUGAUCCUGUGUAAUAUGUGUUCAGGUGAGUAACUAAACACAGGUUUCUCUAGCUAGCUCUGCUGAUCCUGUGUAAUAUGUGUUCAGGUGAGUGACUAAACACAGGCUUCUCUAGCUAGCCCUGCUGAUCCUGUGUAAUAUGUGUUCAGGUUAGUGACUAAACACAGGCUUCUCUAGGUAGCUCUGCUGAUCUUGUGUAAUAUGUGUUCAGGUUAGUGACUAAACACAGGCUUCUCUAGCUAGCUCUGCUGAUCUUGUGUAAUAUGUGUUCAGGUGAGUGACUAAACACAGGUUUCUCUAGCUAGCUCUGCUGAGCCUGUGUAAUAUGUGUUCAGGUGAGUGACUAAACACAGGUUUCUCUAGCUAGCUCUGCUGAGCCUGUGUAAUAUGUGUUCAGGUGAGUGACUAAACACAGGCUUCUCUAGCUAGCUCUGCUGAGCCUGUGUAAUAUGUGUUCAGGUGAGUGACUAAACACAGGCUUCUCUAGCUAGCUCUGCUGAUCCUGUGUAAUAUGUGUUCAGGUGAGUGACUAAACACAGGCUUCUCUAGCUAGCUCUGCUGAUCCUGUGUAAUAUGUGUUCAGGUGAGUGACUAAACACAGGUUUCUCUAGCUAGCUCUGCUGAUCCUGUGUAAUAUGUGUUCAGGUGAGUAACUAAACACAGGUUUCUCUAGCUAGCUCUGCUGAUCCUGUGUAAUAUGUGUUCAGGUGAGUGACUAAACACAGGCUUCUCUAGCUAGCUCUGCUGAUCCUGUGUAAUAUGUGUUCAGGUGAGUGACUAAACACAGGCUUCUCUAGCUAGCUCUGCUGAUCCUGUGUAAUAUGUGUUCAGGUGAGUGACUAAACACAGGCUUCUCUAGCUAGCUCUGCUGAUCCUGUGUAAUAUGUGUUCAGGUGAGUGACUAAACACAGGCUUCUCUAGCUAGCUCUGCUGAUCCUGUGUAAUAUGUGUUCAGGUGAGUGACUAAACACAGGCUUCUCUAGCUAGCUCUGCUGAUACUGUGUAAUAUGUGUUCAGGUGAGUGACUAAACACAGGUUUCUCUAGCUAGCUCUGCUGAUCCUGUGUAAUAUGUGUUCAGGUGAGUAACUAAACACAGGUUUCUCUAGCUAGCUCUGCUGAUCCUGUGUAAUAUGUGUUCAGGUGAGUGACUAAACACAGGCUUCUCUAGCUAGCCCUGCUGAUCCUGUGUAAUAUGUGUUCAGGUUAGUGACUAAACACAGGCUUCUCUAGCUAGCUCUGCUGAUCUUGUGUAAUAUGUGUUCAGGUUAGUGACUAAACACAGGCUUCUCUAGCUAGCUCUGCUGAUCUUGUGUAAUAUGUGUUCAGGUGAGUGACUAAACACAGGUUUCUCUAGCUAGCUCUGCUGAGCCUGUGUAAUAUGUGUUCAGGUGAGUGACUAAACACAGGCUUCUCUAGGUAGCUCUGCUGAGCCUGUGUAAUAUGUGUUCAGGUGAGUGACUAAACACAGGCUUCUCUAGCUAGCUCUGCUGAUCCUGUGUAAUAUGUGUUCAGGUGAGUGACUAAACACAGGCUUCUCUAGCUAGCUCUGCUGAUCCUGUGUAAUAUGUGUUCAGGUGAGUGACUAAACACAGGCUUCUCUAGCUAGCUCUGCUGAUCCUGUGUAAUAUGUGUUCAGGUGAGUGACUAAACACAGGCUUCUCUAGCUAGCUCUGCUGAUCCUGUGUAAUAUGUGUUCAGGUGAGUGACUAAACACAGGCUUCUCUAGCUAGCUCUGCUGAUCCUGUGUAAUAUGUGUUCAGGUGAGUGACUAAACACAGGCUUCUCUAGCUAGCUCUGCUGAUCCUGUGUAAUAUGUGUUCAGGUGAGUGACUAAACACAGGCUUCUCUAGCUAGCUCUGCUGAUCCUGUGUAAUAUGUGUUCAGGUGAGUGACUAAACACAGGCUUCUCUAGCUAGCUCUGCUGAUCCUGUGUAAUAUGUGUUCAGGUGAGUGACUAAACACAGGCUUCUCUAGCUAGCUCUGCUGAGCCUGUGUAAUAUGUGUUCAGGUGAGUGACUAAACACAGGCUUCUCUAGGUAGCUCUGCUGAGCCUGUGUAAUAUGUGUUCAGGUGAGUGACUAAACACAGGCUUCUCUAGCUAUUCAUAUUUAUUGUUGCAUGUUCAUGUUGGAUUUAUACUAUAUUAUCACUGGGAUUAAUUUGACUCAGAUUUGCAGAUGUUUUACGACAGUAUGAUGUUUAGUUGUUCCCAUAAAGUAGAAUUUUGAGUGUAGUGCUUUAUACCAAGCUUUCCUUUUCCUCUUGAUUUGACUAACACAACUAGUAUUUCAUGCUGAAAUUACAGAUUCUAAAUUGUUACAUUCCGGUAAAAUAAAAUACUUACCUUUCUGAAACCACUUGAAAUCGAGAUAAAGUUUCGAUUUACAUUCAGAAAUGAAGUUUUAAUUAUUAACAGUCAUAUUUUAGGAAUGACUUGACUAAAUAUGAAUGUUAGACUUAAUUGGACAUACUGUAUACUUUAAAAGUUUGACAGACCCUGUUCUAUAUUAGACAUUGUCAUAAUAUCUUAAUUCAUACCUGUAAAUACUGCAGCCUGUCUUAAAGAUUAUUGUAUUAUAUUAUAAUAUAUUAUUGAAUACCUGUGAAUACUGUAGCCUGUGUCCUAAACAAUUCUGUUCUAUAUUAAUUCAAUUAUAUCUUUAUUCUUUCAGAUAUUUAAAAGCAGAAACUUUGUUUGGAGAGGUUACUUGACGCACGCACACGCACACACCCUCAACAUGGCAACCACACUGAAACUAAUAGGUGGUCAAGGAGGCAGUCCAUUUGAAUUCCACGGCAUGAACAACGGUGCCACCCUCAAGAAGAUCGGAGUGGCGGUGGGAGGCUCGCAGGUGAAAGCUGUGCGGGUAGAGCUGACCGACGGGAAAGGAGCGACUUUUGGAGAUGCAAACACUUUCAAUGAGUUUGAGUUCAACCUCGGCGAGCGCAUCACCAAGCUGUCUCUGUGGGGUAACGGCGCCGGCACACGUCUGGGUGCUAUCAAGUUCACGACGAGUGAGAACCGGGAGUUCUUUGAAAAAAUGACCAGCUGGGGACUGAAGACUGAGUACACCAUAGAUGUGGGGUCUGGAAUCUGCCUGGGGCUGCAGGGAGGGUAUGGCUCAGACAUUGACUGCAUGGGCUUUCUCUUCAUCAACACCAUCAAGUCGUCCGUGCUGACUGACAUGAAGUAUCCCACCCUGUCCCUCUUCAAACCCCAGGUGACCCCAGAAUAUGUGAAAUCCCUGUCUCACCACAACGACACCUCAUUGGUUCAAGAAGAGUCCAUUACAUACAGCAAGACACUGACCAAGACUUCCUCCUGGUCCGUCAGCAACAAGAUAGAAUCCACCUUGAGUGUGUCGGUCAAAGCAGGGAUCCCGGAUCUGGUCGAGGUGACAUCAGGGUUCAGCUUGACCGUGGGAGUGGAGCAAUCCACCAGCCUGCAGAAGACAGAGACCAUAACAGAAUCGGAUACCAUCAACCUGAAGAUCCCGCCAGGGAAGACCAUGGAUGUUGAGAUCACAGUGGGGAGAGCAAAUAUCGACCUUGACUACGAGGCCAAAGUGAAAGUCACCUGCAUGAACGGCAGUCAGCUGGUCUUCCCAUCCAACGGCAUCUACACUGGUGUUACUUACACUUCAGCGAGGGUAUCCACAAAGGAGAGAUAAUAAGUACAGUGAUUGAAUUAACUAAUUAUUUGUGUGCCUUUUCUGUUUCUAUGAUCAUCUGUGAGUGAUUAUUAUUGAACCCAGCUGACUCAGCUCUUUCUUUCUGUCUCAGCAGAGGGUUUAACAACAGGUGGGUCAUUCCUACAAUACGGUGCCUUUGUGUUCCAUGACAUGUUCCCACACACUACCGGUCAAAAGUUUUAGAACACCUACUCAUUCAAGGGUUUUUCUUUAUUUUGACUUUUUUCUACAUUGCAGAAUAAUAGUGAAGACAUAAACUAUGAACUAACACAUAUGGAAUCAUGUAGUAACCCAAAAGGUGUUAAACAAAUCAAAAUAGCCAACCUUUGCCUUAUUGACAACUUUGCACACUCUUGGCAUUCUCUCAACCAGCUUCAUGAGGUAGUCACCUGGAAUGCAUUUCAAUUAACAGGUGUGCCUUCUUAAAAGUUAAAUUGACUAUUUCACCAAGAAGGAGAGUGAUGGAGUGUUGCAUCAGAUGACCUGGCCUCCACAAUCACCUGACCUCAACCAUAUGAUUCCGUAUGUGAUUUUUCACAGUGUUGGUGGCUUCACUAUUAUUCUACAAUGUAGAAAAUUGUCAAAAUGAGUAGGUGUUCUAAAACACUUGAAUGAGUAGGUGUUCUAAAACACUUGAAUGAG
Molecule: messenger RNA, 5359 nt
Organism: Oncorhynchus kisutch (coho salmon)
Lineage: Eukaryota; Metazoa; Chordata; Actinopteri; Salmoniformes; Salmonidae
Product: aerolysin-like protein
Exons: 3
Coding region: 3764-4696 (310 amino acids)
Source: RefSeq, a predicted model, not a curated record